This is a messenger RNA of Suillus bovinus, 921 nucleotides long. Its product is annotated as carbohydrate esterase family 4 protein. Gene Ontology annotation, molecular function: hydrolase activity, acting on carbon-nitrogen (but not peptide) bonds. Gene Ontology annotation, biological process: carbohydrate metabolic process. The transcript is spliced from 14 exons. Bases 1 to 921 code for a protein of 306 amino acids. The record is from RefSeq and is a predicted model, not a curated record. NCBI's taxonomy places the organism in Eukaryota, Fungi, Basidiomycota, Agaricomycetes, Boletales, Suillaceae.
AUGCCUAGAAAAGUUCUCAUUGGAUUUGGCGUAGACGUUGAUGCAGUGGCUGGCUGGCUUGGGUCCUAUGGAGGAGAAGAUUCUCCAUUGGAUAUCUCACGAGGAAUGUACGCGGGAGAAGUCGGAGUGCCUCGCCUUCUGAAGCUGUUUGAUAAGUACAAGAUCAAAACAACCUGGUUCAUCCCCGGACAUAGCUUGGAGACAUUUCCAACGCAAAUGGAAACAGUUCGAGAUGCCGGUCAUGAGAUAGGUCUCCAUGGAUAUUCCCAUGAGAACCCUGUCUCUAUGACCCUAGAACAACAGCGAGAUAUUUUGGAUCAUACAUACAAGCUCCUUACUGAUUUUAAUCAUGGCGUUCCUCCGAAGGGCAGUGUCGCCCCUUGGUGGGAAACCAGCAAGGAGGGGACGACGCUGUUGUUAGAAAAGGGAAUUGAAUACGAUCACUCCAACAUGUCCCACGAUUCGCAGAUGUAUUAUCUUCGUGAUGAAGAUACGUGGACGAAGAUUGACUACCAGGCGAAAGCUCACACGUGGAUGAAGCCGCUGCAAAGGGGCAAGGAAACGGGGCUCGUCGAGAUUCCUGCUAACUGGUACCUUGAUGAUCUUCCUCCAAUGAUGUUCAUCAAGUCGAGCUCAAAUUCCCAUGGUUGGGUCAAUACUCGAGAUGUCGAACAGCUUUGGAAAGACACUUUCACUUACCUGUAUAGAGAAGAGGAAGAUUUCGUGUUCCCUCUCACGAUUCACCCAGAUGUCAGCGGUCGUCCACACGUGCUUCUUAUGCUGGAGCGUUUUAUUGAAUGGGUCAAUACCCACGAUAACGUACACUGGGUAACCUUACACGGUAUGGCUCAAGAAUUUCGAGCCACGAAAGAACCAGCACCAGGUGCCGUAAUGCCUAAAGGUUUUACACAGCGUCUGUGA